CUGUCUCUUUAAGGCCUGUCACUGCUCGCUCUUAGCUAGCCUCCCGCUGCUUGUUAUUUUCUGCAACAAGAUGGCUGUCGUCCCUGAGAGCAGAGUCCUCACUUUCAGCGUUUUUAAAUGGAGCUCUUACUCCUCUACAUAUUUACCAGAGAAUAUCUUGGUGGACAAACCUAAUGAUCAGUUCUCCAGGUGGUCUUCUGAGAGCAAUUACCCUCCACAGUUUUUAAUCUUAAAAUUGGAACGGCCGGCAAUCGUUCAGAGCAUCACGUUUGGGAAGUAUGAGAAGACUCAUGUCUGCAACCUGAAGAAGUUUAAAGUGUUCGGUGGGAUGAGUGAAGAGAACAUGACAGAGCUUUUGUCCAGUGGCCUUAAGAACGACUACAACAAGGAAACAUUCACCUUAAAGCACAAGAUCGACGAGCAGAUGUUUCCCUGCAGAUUUGUCAAAAUAGUGCCUCUGAUGUCGUGGGGUCCUAGUUUUAACUUCAGCAUCUGGUACAUCGAGCUGCAUGGGAUUGAAGAUCCUGACGUGGUGCAGCCCUGCCUUAACUGGUACAGCAAGUACAGAGAACAGGAAGCUAUCCGCCUUUGCCUCAAGCACUUCAGACAGCAUAACUACACAGAGGCCUUUGAGUCGCUGCAGAAGAAGACUCGGAUAGCACUGGAGCACCCGAUGCUAACACACCUACACGACAGGCUGGUGCUGCAAGGAGACUUUGACGCCUGCGAGGAGCUCAUAGACAAAGCUGUCAGAGACGGUUUGUUUAACCAGUACAUCAGCCAGCAGGAGUACAAGCCGAGGUGGAGUCAGAUCAUCCCCAAAUGUAACAAAGGUACAAGCGCCCAAGAAAUCAACCGAGACGACAUGAACAGUGAUGGCGACGACAACAGGCCCGGGAUGAGGGGAGGACAUCAAAUGGUCAUUGACGUUCAGACCGAGACUGUAUACCUGUUCGGGGGCUGGGAUGGCACGCAGGACCUGGCUGAUUUCUGGGCUUACAGCGUUCAAGAAAACCAGUGGGCCUGCAUCUCCAGAGACACAGAGAAAGAGAGCGGUCCGAGCGCUCGCUCCUGCCACAAGAUGUGCAUCGACUCUCAGCGGCGGCAGAUCUACACACUCGGUCGAUACCUGGACUCCAGCGUCCGGAACAGCAAGUCUCUAAAGAGCGAUUUCUACCGCUACGACAUCGACGCCAACACCUGGACGCUACUCAGCGAGGACACGUCAGCUGAUGGAGGGCCGAAAUUGGUGUUUGAUCAUCAGAUGUGCAUGGACUCAGAGAAGCACAUGAUCUACACGUUUGGCGGCCGCAUCCUGACGUGUAACGGCAGCGUAGAGGAGAGUCGGACGUCGGAGCCUCAGUUCAGCGGCCUGUACGCCUUCCACUGCCAGGCGGGGACGUGGAGCCUCCUACGGGAAGACUCGUGUAACGCCGGGCCAGAGGACGUCCAGUCACGUAUCGGACACUGCAUGCUCUUCCACACUAGAAAUCGCUGUCUGUAUGUGUUUGGAGGCCAGAGGUCAAAGACGUACCUAAAUGACUUCUUCAGCUAUGAUGUGGACGGAGACCAUGUAGAGAUCAUAUCUGACGGCACAAAGAAGGACUCAGGCAUGGUACCGAUGACAGGCUUCACACAAAGAGCCACCAUCGACCCUGAGCUCAACGAGAUCCACGUUCUGUCAGGCCUAAGCAAGGACAAGGACAAGCGAGAAGAGAAUGUCCGAAACUCCUUCUGGAUCUACGACAUCGCCCGUAACAACUGGUCGUGCGUGUACAAGAACGACCAGGCGGUGAAAGAAAACCCAAGUAAAGCUCUGCAGGAGGAGGAGCCCUGUCCACGCUUUGCACACCAGCUGGUCUACGAUGAGAUGCACAAGGUGCAUUACCUGUUUGGUGGUAACCCAGGGAAGUCGUGUUCUCCUAAGAUGCGUUUGGACGACUUCUGGUCCCUCAAACUGUGUCGACCUUCAAAGGAGUACCUGCUGCGACACUGCAGAUACCUAAUCAGGAAAUACAGAUUUGAAGAGAAAGCUCAGUCGGAGCCUCUGAGUGCACUAAAAUACCUGCAGAACGACCUCUCACUGACGGUGGACCACACAGAUCCCGAUGAGACCAAAGAGUUCCAGCUUCUGCCCUCGGCUCUCUUCAAGUCCAGCUCCGACUUCAUCCCUCUGGGUUUCUCAGACGUGGAUCAGACGUAUGCUCAGCGGACCCAGCUCUUUGACACACUCGUCAACUUCUUCCCGGACAGCAUGACCCCGCCUAAGGGAAACCUAGUAGACCUCAUCACACUCUAGCCCCUCUCACUUUGGACACUCCAGCCCCCCUUUGCUCCUAACCUACUGGACUGACUGAACACCUUCCCAUCUCUGCACCAUGACAGGACAGAGGACACAGAGACCAGAUAUUUUUCUAUUUCUGAACCCUGGUAGGGGGAAACUACUCAUCUGGAAACUCCUGCUGUUACCUGACAGUGAGAUAAACACUCUCAAACGACACUACGGUAUUUGGAUGUGAACAAAUACCAACGACAUGAACUGUGAGUUUUUCUUUUACCCAAAUAUCUCUUUGGGUUUUUCUUGGUAAUGAAGACUUCUUGGAGCACAUAAAGGCCCUCUAAACUCUGCCAAACAUCGCUUCUGUUUCUCAUCUUCACUUGUUAUUCCAUCGUAGAAAAAUUAAGGCCAAAAAGAGGAUUUAUUUCACAGAGUUUUCCUUUUUUUUUAAAGUGUUGGAUUUGUGCUUUUUACCCACACAAACGCCCACACAGUCAAACACAGACAUUUGGAGCAAAAUGGAUGAUGAGAUGAAGUCUGCUGAGGCCAAUUGUUGCACAAUUUCAGCUCAAGUUUACUUGUUAAUUUACUUGGUAUAAGGACAGUGUGUCCGUGACACGGGAAAACAUUUAGGCCACGUUUACACAAAAAAAGAUCGACUGAAAACAUUUUCAUGUUAAGUUUCAGAAAAGAUUCUUAUUGAGAUUAAUACAUUUGAUGCCUGCCACUAUGCACACAGCUCGGCAAACACAACUAAAAACUAAGGAUGCACGAUAUUGGAUUUUUGCUGAUAAAACCAAUCCCUUUUAUGGUGAUACUGACAGUUAAGGUUUAUCAAAAAUAUAAAUGUAUCCUGCUACCCAUCUGUUGCCAGGUCACUCAGCAGCAGGAACUUCCCUUGGCAAAGUAGUGAUUUCUGUAUAGAAAAACACUACCAAAAAGGCUGUUUUGAGCUGUUUAUGACUAUGCCAAGUGUUAAGAGUGCAAAAAUAAAAACAUUCUUAAUUCUUAAGCUCCUGUUGUGUCCAGAUAGUAGUGAAAUAUCCAAAAAGAAUUUUGAAAAAACUCAACAGCAGUGACAGUACCCUGUCACACAAUGCCUGUGUAUGGUCUAGUGUUGCCAUGGUUUAGCUCAUUGAACUCUGAUCUUAUCCGACAGGAAAUGCUUCUCUUUUAAGAGAUCUGGAUCAUUUAGCUCAGUAGAGCUGGCUCUUCAUUUGGUACCAGUUUGGCUUUUUAAAUAUAGAUUGAAUAACGAAAAAACAUGAGGAAAGGAAACUGGCACUCAAACAGAAGCGAGCUACAGUGGCUCACAUUAAAGAGCCAUUUUGUAGGAAAGGCUUGUUCAUUAACACCACAUUAUUACUCGGUCGCUCAUCCCACGAGGUUUAUUUAGUUUCUAGUCCAUCAGCAUUUCAACUAAAGUGUGUUAGACAAAACGAGGAAUUUUUUAAAUGUUAAAGAGGCUCAGCUAGCCUCUUAGCUCUGUACAAGACUCCUCUACACUCUCCCUUCAUCUGACUAGACGGAGGUCCAUUUAGAGAUUUGAAGUACUAACUUUCCUCCAUUCCCAUUUAUUCCUAAUGGCUAUCCCCUACUUCCUGACCCCCAACAAGCAUUCAGGAUCACAUGAUUGCAAAGAACCUAUUCUGCCUCUUAAAGUUGGCCAGACAUGACCCAGCAAUGAUCCACAAGAUCCAUACUUAAGCAAAAAUAUGAAAGAAGUAGGGCUGUCAGCUUAAAUGCAUUGAUCCUGAUAAAAUAAGAUCCAUAGUUAUUCAGAUUAGGCACACUUUAGCUUUAGCCACAACGAUGUAACAUGAGUCCACCUCUGCACCUUAGCGUCUUAAUUUACUCUAAAAAGUCAGACAGCUCAGUGGACAAGUCAAAAGUCUGCGUAACCUUCUGUUAUUAAGCAUUUACCUUAUUUCCUUUUUAAUCCAUCGCAAGUCCCUUUUUCUGUCAUUCAUUUCAUGCCAUAAUCUUUCCAAAGUUCCAAAAGCAGGUCUUAAUCCAAAACUUUAAAUGCAAAAUAGUGGCAUUCCAGUAAGUGACAAAAGGUGAGAUUAAUUGCAAUUAACCAAAAAAAUAUUAAGAAAUAUUAUAAUAUUCAAGCUGAACAUAUCUUUUGGAACAUGUUUUAAGUAAUUGCCAUCAAUCCUGUUUCUAUGAUUGUGGAGAGGACAAAAUCAGGAUUAUGGGUUGAAAUAUCUCUUCCAAAACCACUGUAGUAAAUGUGUAUGGCCAGUAGUCGGCAGUGUGGCUUUGUUAUGAAGCAACAUGGGCAUGUUCACAUAAAAAACUUUCUACUGAGUGAUGAGUCGUGAACAUGGGGCUGUUACUCCUAAAGACUCUAAACUAAGAAGUAAGGGAAUUUCAGUAGAAGAGUAAGCAGCACUAGAAAGACCACAGGGUCCAGCAUUGUUGUAGUAGUCCACCUACUCCUGGGGUCAUCAUGUUCGGAGGGAUCUGCAUGUCACCAGUUUACAAAAGUGUUGGGGUUCUCAUAAAUCUAUACACUCUGGAAUUAAUUUUCAGGCAUCCUAGGCACUAUUGUUGUGUAAUCGAACAUCCAAAGCACCUCUAAAGGUUGCUGUUUUCAGAUGAGCUUAUCCUGUAAAUGUGGCCUUCAAAAUCUUCUUUUGUGUUGAAAUUCAGAACCUAUCCAGUUUUGGUUUGGUUAUUUUGUUACUCUUUUUAUGAAUGUGACGGCCAAAAAGAGACAAAAUGUAAUAAUGGAGGAAUGAUUCUAUGAGAUAAAGUUUAAUAUAUAUCAAAGUAUUGUUUUUUCUCCAGCAGUUUAAUUUGUCGUCCUCAGUAAUGGAUGGACUAUAACGGGUGUACAGAAAAUGUAAAUAUACAUAUAUGAACUUCUUGGAUUGAACAGAUUCUACGCUCAGAUUUUGUUCUUUUCUCUUUCAUCCCUUUUCAUGAAAAGAAUCAGGGUCUUCUUACAGCAUCUCUCUGGCUAUAUAUUAUAACUUAAAUCUUAUAACUUAUUGGGAUAAAUUAAACAAUUGGUGUGUGAAUGAAGUGCUGCUGCCAGUAAGGAGUUUGAAGAUUUAGGUCUUGGAUUAUAAUACUAAGUAAGUGUGAGUUUUUCGCUGACAUUUUCCCUUUCCCUCGUCUUUUUCUUCCUUAACGUUCCCCUGAAUUUAAAUGUAAAGUAAACAAAGAACUGACUGAUGUGCCGAAACAAACAAAAACAUUGGUAUGGUCCUUUAAAUGUCAAUAUGAGCUUAAGAUCUCCUGCAAACACUCUGAGUUGAAUUGUGCAGGAGUUUAAAUCAAUAUUUUUGGUAUCUUUAUGACUAAAAUAUCUUUUUUUGCUGAGUGCCCUGUUAUUUGAAAUAUCAAAAAUCCCCUUAAGAUGUUGUUUACUGUGGUCGUGGUUGCUCAUCGCGUAUAAUUGUAUCAGCGUUUCUAUCAUCGGCACGUUUCAUUUUAACAUUAAAGUGGCCUGCUAUUUUGACAUAUUUAAUACCUUAGAUUACUCAGUCAAUAAAAAUAAACCUGCAGACUCCCCAUGAUAAACAUCUUCGUUUUAUGGUCCCUUAAUGGACUAACUGAGCAAGGGAUUAUUCAUAAUGUCCUGAUGACAUUUAAGGCUCCUCACGCUUGCCGUAGCAUUUAUUUUUUGUUUUGUGCCAGAAGAAAACUGUGUUAAAAAAUAAAUGAAAGCACCUUUGUAUGGAAAAAAAAACAAACACAAUGCCAAAUACUACUCUUGUUUUUGAUCUUUUAGGUUAAAUCUCCUCCACACAGCACUGUUUGCUGGAUGAAAUAUUAUUUUUUUUUUUUUUUCAUGUUUUCUUUCCAUCUCGCCCCUCUCUGGACCCCUGGGUGGGACUUGGGAGUUUAAAGGCUGGUACUCUCCGAUCAGUGAGCACUACUCUGUGGAUACAGUGAAUGUGUAGAAAGCCUUGUAGUAUUGCAUUGUAUGUAAUGUAUAUAAUGAAUAAAGAUUGUAUUUUGUUCAGGUUUCUUAA
Molecule: messenger RNA, 6267 nt
Organism: Cheilinus undulatus (humphead wrasse)
Lineage: Eukaryota; Metazoa; Chordata; Actinopteri; Labriformes; Labridae
Gene: mkln1
Product: muskelin 1, intracellular mediator containing kelch motifs
Exons: 18
Coding region: 71-2299 (742 amino acids)
Cellular component (GO): cytoplasm
Molecular function (GO): protein binding
Source: RefSeq, a predicted model, not a curated record